This is a messenger RNA of Phlebotomus argentipes, 2128 nucleotides long. Its product is annotated as post-GPI attachment to proteins factor 2-like. The record is from RefSeq and is a predicted model, not a curated record. Bases 304 to 1137 code for a protein of 277 amino acids. Gene Ontology annotation, cellular component: endoplasmic reticulum membrane; Golgi membrane. The transcript has 2 exons. Gene Ontology annotation, biological process: GPI anchor biosynthetic process. NCBI's taxonomy places the organism in Eukaryota, Metazoa, Arthropoda, Insecta, Diptera, Psychodidae.
AGUUUUUCACACGCAGGAAUUCACAUGAAAAUUCGAAGGAAUCUCUAUUUAUAUUUACACACUUAAAAUCCAAUGUGAUAUUAUCACCAAUGAACACGUUAAUCCAUGUAAAUCUCAGUGUUCCCUCGUAAAAAUUGAUAUUUGGUGUUGUGUCGUCGUGAUUCCGCACUGUUUUCGGAUAUCCUUUGCCCUCUUUUUCUGCUCUAAAUUUUUUCCUCUUCCCGUGGCGGAGGAGAAAAUUCGGUGUUGCGCGAGAAAGGGCCCCCCCAUUGCAAGCAAUAAUCCCGCGGCCGGAUCGGAAUCAUGAGCCAAGUGGGUGAAACACACAUUAAAAGCACAGAGAAGACGAAACAGGAGCAGCUUCUCGUCCACCUGAUUGUGGGCUUCCGCGAGAUAUGCAUCGUCACCGCUGCCCUGCCUCUGGUCACCCUCGUGAUGUGCUUCAUCACAGCCUACAUCUUCCAGGCAGAUGAGAUCCACGAGACGCACUGUCGCGUGUACAACGUGAUCCCGUCGAUCAGUGCCAUCACGGGCGUGAGCCCGCAGCGCUACUUCUGGCGCGCCUGCAUCGCCUUCCACAUAGGGCCCCGCGUGGCCAUCGCGGCCGUGUACCGCAACUACUACGGCAACCUGGUGGGGCGCAUCCGGGACGCGAAGGUGCAGAAGCGCGCGCGCUGCCUCGUCACGGCCGUGUUCGUGCUGAACCUCAUCGAGAUCGGCGCGCUGUGCGGCGUGACGUACGUGUCGAACCGGGAGAACUACCCGAUCCACGAGAAGGUCUUCAUCACGUUCAUGAUCUGCUCCCUGUGCCACAUGCUGGCCACCAUUCGCCUCAACGAGUCCACCGCACGAGUCUCCCCCGCCGCCCGCGAGUCCGCCCUGUUCUCGCUGCACUGCAAGAAGAUGCUCUUCUUCCUCAGCAUCGCCAGCACGGCCGGCCUGGUGCUGUUCUUCCUCAAGCACCGCUUCCUGUGCCACGACAUGGCGUUCAGCUGGUUCGCCCUGUGCGAGUACAUCAUCGCCUCCGCCAACAUGGGAUUCCACUGCACCACCAUGCUCGACUUCCCCACCGAGCACUUCAUCGUCGCGCGCGGGGCGGAGCGCCUCAAGAACCAUCGAGAGUACAAAUUUGAAUAAUGAUUUUCCACGUGACCGAGCGAGUCCGCGGGCCGAGUAGUCUUGGCGUGUCUCAAAGUAUUUAGUAAUUUUACUCAUUUGUAGGACAAAAUCCAUGACAAUGGACAGAAAAGAGUAUUUAACAGUUUUUAGGCGAGAGAGUAACUACAAUUUAUAGUCAUUAAUUAAUUCCAUUCAAGUCAUCCCGAGUGGCUCUAACUUAACAUUUAGAGAGAGAGAGAUGUGAAGGGAGAGAGAGUGAAAACCUUGCAAUUUUUCAGCUCAUAUUAGUUGUUUGUAGGAUUAGAAGAGAAUCGAGUACGUGAGCAUUGUAGGAAGAGAGAAGCGUAAAGUGAUUCUUUUGCAUUUUCGCACACCAAAGAAACUACUUGUUAGUAAAUUAUUGCUUUUCUUCCAAACGUCCCAGUAUUCCUAACCAUAGAAUAGUGACUAAAGUGAUCGUCGACAGGAUAGAAGAGCUGAUAUAACUUAUGUCUUGCCAUUUACUAACAACUUCCCAUCGAUUUUUUGAGAUGUUAAGUUUAAAUACACAUUUAUGUUUACAAUUGCAUUAGCAUUACAAUUGGAGAUUGCAUGAGAGGCAGUCCAUUGAGCGUCAUUUAGUCACUCUUAAGCAGGUUCAGUUGUACUUAUCUCAUGUCAAUUGAUAUUGAAUAAGAAUUCUCGCCUACAUUAAUUGCCAUAAAAUGCACGCACUAGUCGAACUAAGUGAUAGACAAGAUUAUUUUUCUAUUUAUUAUUUUUUUAGUGUUGUAUAAGCAUUCUAUUGAUGAAUUAAUACCAAAGAAUUCAAGUGAUGAGAUUCUUCACAUUAUUUUCUAUUUAAGAGAAUAUUUAGUGACAAUGAUAAAAACAAUUAACAUAUCUCUUGAGAAAAAAAAAACGAAAAAUCUCUACUGUACUUGCAUAUAAUUACAUUUGUAGAGUAUAACAUAUUGAAUUAUAAACACAGACCCAAAGAGAAAAUAAAUUAACUAAAUUCCUUCAACGA